Molecule: messenger RNA, 267 nt
Organism: Auanema sp. JU1783
Lineage: Eukaryota; Metazoa; Nematoda; Chromadorea; Rhabditida; Rhabditidae
Source: the annotation of a GenBank genome assembly
AUGAUGAGAACUGUCUUCUUUCUGUUUUUAUUCGUCAGCAGUAUUGUUAUUGCCGAACAAUGGCAAAAUAUGAAUGGAGAACAAGAAGUUAUUUCCCCUGAUAAUUAUUUUGACAGCAGUUACUCAGCUUGCACUGAAUGUUCAGAGAAAUGUCCAUGGAAAUGCCAUGACGAUAGCCGUUUUAGAGCAGAGCAACGUAGAUUCUUCUUCAAUUCUAAAAGAGCAAUGAUGAGACUUGGAAAGAGAGCCGUGAUGAGAUUAGGAUAA